AUUCAGUGUUAGGUCCUGGCCUGUGACACAGUUGUGGAUAUUAAUCUGCCUCCAAGGGUUUCCUCUGUUCAUACCUGCAUCACUUUGCAACUGUUUAAGACAGGUGCAACAUUGUACUCCAGUUAAACAAUACAGUAAUUUAAGUCGCUGCUACUAUAAUGGAAAAGUAUGAAAAAUUAGCUAAGAUUGGAGAAGGGUCUUAUGGGGUUGUAUUCAAAUGCAGAAACAAAACAUCUGGACAAGUGGUAGCUAUUAAAAAAUUUGUGGAAUCUGAAGAGGAUCCUGUUAUUAAGAAAAUAGCACUAAGAGAAAUACGUAUGCUGAAGCAAUUAAAACACCCAAACCUUGUGAACCUCAUUGAAGUGUUCAGGAGAAAGAGGAAAAUACAUUUAGUUUUUGAAUACUGUGAUCACACACUUUUAAAUGAGCUGGAAAGAAGUCCAAAUGGAGUUGCUGAUGGAGUGAUUAAAAGUGUAUUAUGGCAAACACUUCAAGCUCUUAAUUUCUGUCAUCAACAUAAUUGUAUUCACAGAGAUGUAAAACCUGAAAAUAUUCUAAUAACUAAGCAAGGAAUAAUCAAGAUCUGUGACUUUGGAUUUGCACGAAUUCUGAUUCCAGGAGAUGCCUACACUGACUAUGUCGCUACAAGAUGGUACCGAGCUCCUGAACUUCUCGUGGGAGACACUCAGUAUGGCUCUUCAGUCGACAUAUGGGCUGCCGGCUGCGUUUUUGCAGAGCUCCUGACAGGCCAGCCGCUCUGGCCUGGAAAGUCAGAUGUGGAUCAACUUUAUCUGAUCAUCAGAACUCUGGGAAAACUAAUCCCAAGACAUCAGUCCAUCUUUAAAAGUAACCAAUUUUUCCAUGGCGUCAGUAUUCCUGAACCGGAAGACAUGGAAACUCUUGAAGAAAAAUUCUCAGGUGCUCAUCCCAUGGCUUUGAAUUUUAUGAAGGAGUGUCUGAAGAUGAAUCCAGAUGACAGAUUAACCUGUGCCCAACUCCUGGAGAACCCCUACUUUGAUUCUCUCCGAGAAGACCAAAUUAAAAGAAAAGUACGUAAUGAAGGAAGAAGCAGAAAACAUCAGCAGGUACCUCCAUUCAAAGGUUAAAGUGCUAUUAAAAAGAUUUUUUUUUUCCUUUUCCUACGUUUCAAAGUGAGACUGGGUGGACACCAAGACCUUAUUUUUGCACUGGUUUAGUUGUAUUUGUUUACCUAAUAAAUACUGGUUGAUGUAAUAAAAUCAUAAAGCUAUGAAAUA
Messenger RNA from Eptesicus fuscus (big brown bat), 1256 nucleotides. RefSeq names its product cyclin dependent kinase like 4 (gene CDKL4). Gene Ontology annotation, molecular function: ATP binding; cyclin-dependent protein serine/threonine kinase activity. The transcript is spliced from 9 exons. NCBI's taxonomy places the organism in Eukaryota, Metazoa, Chordata, Mammalia, Chiroptera, Vespertilionidae. The record is from RefSeq and is a predicted model, not a curated record. Gene Ontology annotation, cellular component: nucleus. The coding region runs from base 159 to 1106 and encodes 315 amino acids. Gene Ontology annotation, biological process: protein phosphorylation.